UGCUCUCGCUCCGGAUUGUAGUUUCAGAGCUUUGCUGCCGUCAUUCAGGAGCUGGAUGGCGUGGGACAUGUGCAAUCAGGACUCUGUCUGGAGCGACAUCGAGUGUGCUGCUCUGGUUGGUGAAGACCAGCCUCUUUGCCCAGAUCUUCCAGAACUUGACCUCUCCGAAUUAGAUGUGAACGACUUGGAUGCGGACAGCUUUCUGGGCGGACUCAAGUGGUACAGUGACCAAUCAGAGAUCAUUUCCAAUCAGUACGCCAAUGAACCGUCAAACAUAUUUGAGAAGAUAGAUGAAGAGAAUGAAGCGAACUUGCUAGCAGUUCUCACAGAGACAUUGGACAGUAUCCCUGUGGACGAAGAUGGAUUGCCUUCAUUUGAUGCACUGACAGAUGGAGAUGUGACCAAUGAAAAUGACGCUAGCCCUUCACCAAUGCCUGACGGCACCCCUCCACCUCAGGAGGCAGAGGAGACGUCUCUACUUAAGAAGCUCUUGCUGGCUCCAGCAAACGCCCAGCUAAAUUACAACGAAUGCAGUGGCCUCAUCUCACACAACCAUGCAAACGCCAACCACAAGAUCAGAACAAGUCCUGUGGUGGUUAAGACUGAGAAUUCAUGGAGCAAUAAAGCGAAGAGCAUUUGUCAACCGCAAAAGCCGCAAAGGCGUCCUUGCUCAGAGCUUCUCAAGUAUCUGACUACAAACGAUGACCCUCCUCAAACCAAACCAACAGAGAACAAGAACAGCAACAGAGACAAAUGCACCGCUAAAAAGAAGGCGAUUUUGCACUCGCAGACGCAUCAUUUGCAAGCCAAACCAAUGAGUUUAUCGCUUCCUUUGACACCUGAGUCACCAAACGAUCCCAAGGGUUCCCCAUUUGAGAACAAGACUAUUGAACAAACUUUAAGUGUGGAACUCUCUGGAACUGCAGGCCUAACUCCGCCUACAACCCCUCCUCACAAAGCCAAUCAAGACAACCCUUUUAGGACUUCACCGAAGCCAAAGUCAUCAUGCAAGACUGUUAUGCCACCUUCCAAAAAACCCCGCUGCAGUGAGUCUUCCAGCUCUCAAGGACAUAGCUUAGUUCGGAAGGGUCCGGAGCAGUCAGAGCUGUACGCACAGCUUAGCAAGACAACUGUGCUGUCUGUCGGUCAUGAGGAGAGGAAGACAAAGCGGCCUGGUUUGCGGCUGUUUGGUGACCAUGACUACUGUCAAUCUGUUAAUUCCAAAACAGAACUACGCAUCAACCUGUCCCAGGAACUUCAGGAUUCCAGACAAGUAGAAUUCAAAGGCUGCUUGCCUGGCCGGUGGUGUCAUAUUUGUUCUUCUUUCGAACAACACGACCAGUACAACAAGAGAGAGACUUCGCAGGCGAGCAAGCAGGAUUUGCAGUGCAACAACUGGAAACAGCUCCAAGACCAGGAAAUCCGGGCUGAACUCAAUAAGCACUUUGGUCACCUUAGCCAAGCUGUUUUUGAGGAAGAGUCCCCAAAGACCAGUGACCUGAGGGACAACAGUAAUUACAGCGAUGAACAAUUCUCCAAGCUACCUAUGUUUAUCAAUUCAGGACUAGCGAUGGAUGGUCUUUUUGAUGAUAGUGAAGAUGAAAGUGACAAACUGUGCUGCUCGUGGGAUGGGACGCAAGCCUUCUCUUUGUUUGACCUGUCACCAUCUUGCUCAUCCCUGAACUCUCCAGGCAGAGAUUCAGUGUCUCCACCCAAAUCCUUACUUUCUCAAAGAUUCCAAAGGAUACGCUCUCGACCAAGGUCCUUCCCUCAGCGCAGGUCUUGUUCCCGUUCUCCAUAUUCCCGGUCGAGAUCAAGGUCACCGUGCAGUCGAUCCUCCUCAAGGUCUUCUUACUAUUAUGAGUCCAGUCAUUGUAGACCCCGAGCAUAUAGAAGUUCUCCCUUGUAUUCAAGAUCACGAUCCAGAUCGCCCUACAGCCAUAGACCCAGAUAUGACAGCUAUGAGGAAUAUCAGCAUGAAAGGCUGAAGAGGGAAGAAUACCGCAAAGAAUAUGAAAAAAGGGAAACUGAAAGGGCCAAACAAAGAGAGAGGCAGAGGCAGAAAGCAAUUGAAGAACGGCGCGUAAUUUAUGUUGGUAAAAUUGUGCCUGACACAACCCGUACAGAACUGAGGGACCGCUUUGAAGUUUUUGGUGAAAUUGAGGAGUGCACAGUAAAUCUACAGGAUGAUGGAGAUAGCUAUGGUUUCAUCACUUACCGCUACACUUGUGAUGCUUUUGCUGCUCUAGAAAACGGAUACACUCUGCGCAGAUCCAAUGAGCCUGACUUUGAGCUGUAUUUUUGUGGACAAAAGCAAUUUUGCAAGUCUAACUAUGCAGACCUAGAUUCAAAUUCAGACGAUUUUGAUCCUGCUUCUACUAAGAGCAAGUAUGACUCCAUGGAUUUUGACAGUUUACUUAAAGAGGCACAGAGAAGCUUGCGGAGGUAAUGUGAAUCAUGGCCAAGGAUAAUGGAGGGAUGGUGAAUACCUCAUGGACGUCACGUCCUUCAAUAAUGGACAAUGAAGUCAUGCUUACAGGUUUCUCCUACUCUACACUCUCCGUACAAAAAACAUGGUUUACAUGGACACAGCUGCUUGAGGAAUGAAGAGGCAAAAUGGAACUGGUGUGAGGAUUUGUGUACCCCUGGGUAUCAGCUGUGUUUUCCCAGGGUAAUGAGGUUGUGGGUUAUGAUCUUCAUAGAGAGUGCCAAGUGGGAUCCACUUGAAAUGGCAGCAGUUCCAUAGAGAUACAUUUAAAAAAAUGAAAACUCAAAAAUGUGUACAUACGACAUUUUCAAAACGAAACAAAUUCAAACUUGAGCUGCUGACAUCUGAGACACACUGCGUUUUCAUUCUUUUUUUGGUUCGUUUAUUUUUAAAACAAGCUUCUUCUCACACCGUGUUGUUUUAAUAUGGCGACAAUCCUGAAGAGAACUACAGAUCCUGCAAAACCCACCGUCUCUUAUUGUGCUUUUCUCAUGACGGCAAGAAAAAAACGUGGAAGCGUUAAAAACUUCCAUAGCAUUUUAUAGUUUUGUCUUUUUAAUUGUGACAUCCAUGUCAGUGUCCAAAAUGUUUAUGUAACGUAGAGAAAUUUUAAGACCCUCAUUAACAGUCAGCGUGUUCGGUGUGUGUGUUUUUCUUUUUCCCUUUGAGCCGACAUGGUGUUACACUACAAAAACGUUGAGGGUAACUGUUCGGGGUUGGGGUGGGGGUUGGAUGUACAGUUAGAUUAUUUACUACAUUCUCAAAUGUAGUCAAGUAUUUACAGAUGUUAAAUGGAGUAUUUUUAUUUUGUGUACAUACUGUCUACAAGACAAUGCUCUUUUUUGUUACAGCUAUGCACUGUAAAUGCAGCGUUCUUUUAAAAAAAAACUGCUGAAAUUUUUCUUAAUCAAGAAUAUUCAAAUGUAAUUAUAUGAGGCAAAACAAUAUUGUACACUAACAUAUUUAGAAAGCUGAACUUACGCUUAUAUAUAUUUGAUUGUAAAAAAAAGAAGAAAAGUGUGUGAGUGAGUGUGAGUGUGUGUGUGUGUGUGUGUGUGUGUGUUGAGGGCAAAAAUAUUAAUGCUUUACGCACAUCAUUCAUCCCUUCUUUAAUUAACUAAUCUAAUCACAUCGACCAGAAUUCAGCCAAAGUUAAGAAAUGUUCGGGUCUCAUCCGUAAGCUAGACUCGCUUAGCUGCUCCCAUCUUUUACCACUCGUUGAAAUGUCGACAUCACUGUUUUUUCAACCAGUGGGAUUUCACAGUAUGCCCGGUGGUAGGAAUGCCACCAACUUGAAAAGAACUGGUCUAAAUCUUCUACCAACAUUGUUAAGGCAGGUAGGGUGGUUAUGUAGCAGGAUAUUCAUGCUUGUCCCAUUGGGAGGAACGUAGGAAUCUGGAUUGGGAUAUAUAUAUAUCUUUCCCAUAUAUUCAUAUUAUAUAUGAUAUUAAGGUCCUGUGACCUCCUGACAGAUGUCCUACGUUGGACUUAACGUCUGUUGUUUCUAGUGUUGCUUGCUGAAAACCUCAUAGGAUGCUGGAAGUUUCUGUGAAGAGUGUAUGAUCAAUGUUUGCUUUAAGUUGGAGACCCAGUUUGCUAAAGACAGAUUGUCCUAUGGCUCCCAGGAUCCCUAGUGACCUGACUAGAGAGAUGGUGAAAUUAUUAGAUGAGAUCAUUGGGGUAAUUUCUGGAAAACUACUUCUAUUUAUUUAUAAGGUUCAUUAGUUUUGUUAGGAAAGGUGCUUCUUCUAACCAUGUGGCCAGAGGGUACAGAUGUUACAAGGCCCCCAUCUACAGGUAGGUGCAUUGGCGCCGGGAGGCGCCUUGCACCCACAUUUGCCUGCCUUCCUGGCAUCUGCAUGGGAAGGAAGGCAAGUGUGAAUUUUCCUGCCCAUUGCCUCUGAAAAGUUUUUUUAAAAAAAGAAACGGGGCGGGGGAGGAGGAAAGGAACGGGCCCGUUCUUCCCCAGGUAGGAGAGGAAAGGAACGGAGCUGGGUUUUUUAAU
Elgaria multicarinata webbii is the source of this 4493-nucleotide messenger RNA. It is a transcript of the gene PPARGC1A, whose product is annotated as PPARG coactivator 1 alpha. Gene Ontology annotation, biological process: positive regulation of transcription by RNA polymerase II. Gene Ontology annotation, molecular function: RNA binding; transcription factor binding. The transcript is spliced from 13 exons. Bases 56 to 2449 code for a protein of 797 amino acids. The record is from RefSeq and is a predicted model, not a curated record. Lineage: Eukaryota; Metazoa; Chordata; Lepidosauria; Squamata; Anguidae. Gene Ontology annotation, cellular component: nucleus.